AUGACUUUUAUUUACAAAAGAAACUCUUUAGAUGAAGAAGCUGCGGAAUUUAAUUUUAUCUUCAGAAAUUUUCCCCAAGGAAUUUUCUUUAUACACUUGAUAAUACACGUAAAUUUAAUUUCUUACAAUUUAUCAAGCAAUGAAUCUCAUCACGUCAACAACUUUGAUCAUCUUGAGUAUACUCUCAGGAGAGAUUCUGGGCAUGCCUCCAGCCCAGUGCAAUCCGAGCUUUCUGGACGAGGUACCGCCGAAGAUUCGCAAGAGCCUUUACUUUUGUACGCAGAGUCACGCCGUGGGUUUAUUUACCCCAAGGAACCGGGUAAUGAUAUAAUUGUUAUGAAACCGGGAGAUUUGAUACGGGUAGCGUGUCCUGGAGGCAGGAUUUUACUUUCGCGAAGUAAAAUAAAAUUAUUUGAGAGCGCAGUGUUCGAGUGCGUUAGUGAGAAAACAUUUUCGUUGACGUACGCGAACAGGAAAGGUUCGUUUUUUGAAAUUUACUGUGAGGCAUAUCCCCAGCAUAGUGUACGUAAGACUUAUCAUGCGUGCGGCAUCGGAUUUACUGGGGAAAUCGGAUUUUCUAUUAAAAUAGACGACCAUGAAGAAUUUGUCGGGAUAAUUGAUUUUUGUCAUGAUGAAAAUAUUGGCCAUACGAUUUAUGCUCAUACUGAAAUACCGGCAGCUAUUGGUUCUGCUGAGAUCUUAAUUCCCCGACCCUCGUUUGUCAAAGGCGAUUUUUAUCGAGGAAUCAGCAUGGACACUAUUUACAAUAGAUUUUCUCAACAAGAAACAUUGAAGCAAAUUUUGAAAAGCAGAAAACUUGCUAAUCAGUACAUUCAUAAUACAGGAAAUUAUUUUUUGUCACGAGGGCAUUUAAUUGCAAAAAGUGAUUUUAUAUAUGGGACCCAACAACGUGCGACAUUUUACUACGUGAAUACAGUGCCUAUGUGGCAAAAUAUUAAUGACGGUAAUUGGAAACAGAUUGAAAUAAGUGUACGUAAUUACGCGAGCGAAAGAAAUUGUAAUCUUGAAAUAUGGACCGGAUCACUUGGAGUUCUCGAACUUCGAGAUGUUAAUGGAAGAAAUAAAAAAAUCUACUUGAAAUAUGAGGAAAAUGAAAGAUUAGCUAUUCCAGUACCAAAAUUACUUUUCAAAGUUGUUUAUAACCGAAAAAAUAAAGCUGGAAUUGUUUUUAUCACAAUAAAUAAUCCUCAUUUGAAUCGUUUGACAAAAAAAUAUUUUGUAUGCAAUGACGUUUGCGCUGAAAUAAAUUUCGUAAACUGGGACAUGAGACGUAAUCGCGGGUACAGUUACUGCUGUCGCGUUGAUGAUUUCCGAAAUGCGUUCCCGGAUCUUCCGGAAUUCACGACGCACAGAUUAUUGAGUUGA
This is a messenger RNA of Microplitis demolitor, 1386 nucleotides long. RefSeq lists its product as uncharacterized. Gene Ontology annotation, molecular function: metal ion binding; nucleic acid binding; RNA endonuclease activity. The coding region runs from base 1 to 1386 and encodes 461 amino acids. The record is from RefSeq and is a predicted model, not a curated record. Gene Ontology annotation, biological process: apoptotic DNA fragmentation. The transcript has 6 exons. Gene Ontology annotation, cellular component: mitochondrial inner membrane; nucleus. NCBI's taxonomy places the organism in Eukaryota, Metazoa, Arthropoda, Insecta, Hymenoptera, Braconidae.